AUGAAGAUACGAUUACUCCGUUGGCCGAGUCCUUUGUGCAAAUGUCUUUCAGGGUGGCCGCAUGUGACACGGUGUUGCCCUGAUAAAUAUAAUAUCUCCAUCGACCAAGCUCAAAUCACUCUGUUCAUUCAUUCAUUCAUUCAUUCAUCUAUCUAUCUAUCUAUCUAUCUAUCUAUCUAUCUAUCUAUCUAUCUAUCUAUCUCAUUCUAUUCAUACCUAUCUCAUUCUAUUCAUAUCUAUCUAUCUAUCUAUCUAUCUCAUUCUAUUCAUACCUAUCUCAUUCUAUUCAUAUCUAUCUAUCUAUCUAUCCAUCUCAUUCUAUUCAUACCUAUCUAUCUCAUUCUAUUCAUAUCUAUCUAUCUAUCUAUCUAUCUAUCUAUCUAUCUAUCUAUCUAUCUAUCUCAUUCUAUUCAUACCUAUCUAUCUCAUUCUAUUAAUAUCUAUCUAUCUAUCUAUCUAUCUAUCUAUCUAUCUAUCUAUCUCUAUCUCAUUCUUUUCAUACCUAUCUAUCUCAUUCUAAUCAUAUCUAUCUAUCUAUCUAUCUAUCUAUCUAUCUAUCUAUCUAUCUAUCUAUCGUUUUCCUACUUUUUUUUAACCAUUUAA
This is a messenger RNA of Acanthosepion pharaonis, 603 nucleotides long. The record is from the annotation of a GenBank genome assembly. NCBI's taxonomy places the organism in Eukaryota, Metazoa, Mollusca, Cephalopoda, Sepiida, Sepiidae.